Molecule: messenger RNA, 1374 nt
Organism: Capronia epimyces CBS 606.96
Lineage: Eukaryota; Fungi; Ascomycota; Eurotiomycetes; Chaetothyriales; Herpotrichiellaceae
Product: Ca2+:H+ antiporter
Exons: 2
Coding region: 1-1374 (457 amino acids)
Biological process (GO): intracellular calcium ion homeostasis; calcium ion transmembrane transport
Cellular component (GO): fungal-type vacuole membrane
Molecular function (GO): calcium:proton antiporter activity
Source: RefSeq, a predicted model, not a curated record
AUGGCGCCGUCGCCCAACGUAGCUGCCACCAAUAUCCGCAAGCUCUUUUAUCUGACGGGCAGUGAGCACCGCGAGCGUGACGCCAUGCCCGCCGCAGAGGGUGGCCUCAACGGCGAUGCAGACCCCAAUGAACGAACCAGUCUGCUCCAUCGCAUCACCGGCACCGGUUCUGGGACUCCCUACUACAAACAUGAGAACCGAGCAGUGCGAUACCCAUUCCUCGUCCUACACCUUACGUGGGAGAUCUUGAAGACGAACUACGUCAACGUCCUGCUGGUCUUUGUCCCCGUGGGCAUCCUGGCUGGUCUACUGAAUUGGUCUCCCACCCUCCAGUUCAUUCUCAACUUCAUUGCCAUCAUCCCGUUGGCUUCGUUGCUCGCCUUUGCGACGGAAGAACUUGCGGUCCCCCUGGGCCAGACCAUUGGAGGGCUUUUGAACGCGACGUUUGGGAAUGCGGUCGAGUUGAUUGUGAGCAUAAUUGCUCUGCGCAACAAUCAAAUCCGCAUCGUGCAAGCCAGUAUGCUGGGUAGCAUCUUGUCCAACAUCCUGCUCGUCCUGGGAUGCUGCUUCUUCGUCGGCGGCAUCAGAUACAAGGAACAAAGCUUCAAUUCGACCGUAGCAUCCACCAUGUCCUCACUCAUGACCGUAGCGACGUCAUCACUGAUCAUUCCGGCCACGUUAUAUGCUGUCAUGUCCGAGGGUAAAGCACAACAGGAUAACAUCAUGUUUUUGUCUCGGGGCACGUCGAUCAUCCUGCUUCUCAUCUACGUGGCAUACCUCUACUUCCAGCUCAAAUCUCAUGCCCAUCUGUUCGACGAUCCCGAGGCACACGAGAACGACAAUCCCGAAGACCAACUUCUAGGGCCGUGGUCUGCGGGCGUUGUCUUGGUGGUCAUCACCCUCUUGGUCGCAAUUUGUGCCGAGUAUCUCGUCGACAGCAUCGACGCCAUCGUCGAGGAAGCUCAUAUCAGCAAGACCUUCAUUGGUCUCAUCUUGAUCCCCAUUGUGGGGAACGCUGCCGAACAUGUCACAGCAGUGAUUGUGGCGUGGAAGAACAAGAUGGAUUUGGCAAUCGGUGUGGCCAUUGGAUCGAGCUUGCAGAUUGCCAUCUUCGUCACUCCGUUCCUGGUCAUUCUUGGCUGGAUCAUGGAUCGACCCAUGACCCUCCAUUUCGAGACUUUUGAGACUGUUUCCUUCUUCCUUGCCUCACUGGUCGUGGUCCUCUUGAUCCAGGAUGGCAAGUCGAACUACCUUGAAGGACUCCUGUGCCUGGGCAUGUACAUCAUCAUCGCCCUGGCCUUCUAUGUCUUACCGGACGAUCCGGAUUCCGGCUUGAACCUUGGGAAGUUCUUUUUCGGAGGUGGUGGGAACUAA